Alligator sinensis (Chinese alligator) is the source of this 10492-nucleotide messenger RNA. It is a transcript of the gene RORA, whose product is annotated as RAR related orphan receptor A. Lineage: Eukaryota; Metazoa; Chordata; Crocodylia; Alligatoridae. The record is from RefSeq and is a predicted model, not a curated record. The coding region runs from base 1 to 1419 and encodes 472 amino acids. Gene Ontology annotation, biological process: regulation of transcription by RNA polymerase II; negative regulation of inflammatory response. Gene Ontology annotation, cellular component: nucleus. The transcript is spliced from 11 exons. Gene Ontology annotation, molecular function: RNA polymerase II cis-regulatory region sequence-specific DNA binding; zinc ion binding; nuclear receptor activity.
AUGUUUGUGGAUCGUAUUUCUGUAACAAAGAAGACUCAUACAUCUCAAAUUGAAAUUAUUCCAUGCAAGAUCUGUGGAGACAAAUCAUCAGGAAUCCAUUAUGGUGUCAUUACAUGUGAAGGCUGCAAGGGCUUUUUCAGGAGGAGUCAGCAAAGCAAUGCCACGUACUCCUGUCCUCGUCAGAAGAACUGCUUGAUUGACCGAACUAGUAGAAACCGUUGCCAACACUGUCGAUUACAGAAAUGUCUUGCGGUGGGGAUGUCUCGAGAUGCUGUAAAAUUUGGUCGAAUGUCAAAGAAGCAGAGGGACAGCUUGUACGCAGAGGUUCAGAAACAUCGAAUGCAGCAGCAACAGCGAGAUCACCAGCAGCAACCUGGAGAAGCAGAACCACUAACACCAACGUACAAUAUCACCACCAAUGGGCUAACAGAGCUACAUGAUGACCUCAGUAAUUACAUUGAUGGGCAUACCCCAGAAGGUAGCAAAGCAGACUCUGCCGUUAGCAGCUUCUACUUAGACAUACAACCUUCUCCAGAUCAGUCGGGGCUUGAUAUUAAUGGAAUCAAACCAGAACCAAUAUGUGACUACACACCAGCAUCGGGCUUCUUCCCUUAUUGUUCUUUUACAAAUGGGGAGACCUCUCCAACUGUUUCCAUGGCAGAAUUAGAACAUCUUGCACAGAAUAUUUCUAAGUCACACAUGGAAACUUGUCAAUACUUGAGAGAGGAGCUACAGCAGAUAACAUGGCAAACUUUUCUACAGGAAGAAAUAGAGAACUACCAGAACAAGCAGAGGGAGGUUAUGUGGCAGUUAUGUGCAGUCAAAAUAACAGAAGCUAUCCAGUAUGUGGUGGAAUUCGCCAAACGCAUUGAUGGCUUUAUGGAACUCUGUCAAAAUGAUCAAAUUGUGCUUUUAAAAGCAGGAUCUUUAGAGGUUGUGUUUAUCAGAAUGUGUCGUGCCUUUGACUCCCAGAACAACACAGUAUAUUUUGAUGGCAAGUAUGCUAGCCCAGAUGUUUUCAAAUCAUUAGGUUGUGAAGACUUCAUUAGUUUUGUGUUUGAAUUUGGAAAGAGUUUAUGUUCUAUGCACCUGACAGAAGAUGAAAUAGCUUUGUUUUCUGCAUUUGUUUUAAUGUCUGCAGAUCGUUCAUGGCUUCAGGAGAAGGUAAAAAUUGAAAAACUCCAACAGAAGAUUCAGCUAGCCCUUCAGCACGUCCUGCAGAAGAAUCAUCGAGAAGAUGGAAUCUUAACAAAGUUAAUAUGCAAAGUGUCUACUUUGAGAGCACUGUGUGGACGGCAUACAGAAAAACUUAUGGCAUUUAAAGCAAUAUACCCAGACAUUGUGCGACUUCAUUUUCCUCCAUUGUACAAGGAGUUGUUCACUUCAGAAUUUGAGCCAGCGAUGCAACUUGAUGGGUAAAUGUUAUCACCUAAGCACUUCUAGAAUGUCUGAAGUACAAACAUUACAAAAAAAAAAAAGAAAAGGAAAAGGAAAAAAAAUAAAGAAAACCAAGACACUUUAUAUGGCCCUGCACAGACCUAGGGAGCCAACACACUGCACAUCUUUUGGCAGUCGGGGUCAGGCGAAGGAUGGGAAACAAUGAAACAAAGUUGAACUUGUUUUUCUCAUGCAUAUGAUUUCCAUUAUGCCUACAAAUAUGGACCCUUUUUCUGUCUCAACUUCUUGAUCUUUGACCUCUGUUUACACAGAAUGAGGGUACUAAAGUCAGAAGGUUGCUUUUUUCUAGUUGUUCACUGCCCACAGACUUAACAGAACAAUCAGUUUGUUGAUCAGAACAUUGAGUCCAGCUAGUAACCAGUGACUGGUGUGCAUUGCAGAGGUUUCAGCAUCAGUUUGCACAACUUGUUCAUUGUUUCAUGAAGGACAAUUUAUUCACCUACCAUUGAUUGCCAGUAGGCAGAUGGCAAGAAAAGGGUCCAUAGCAAUAGCAACAAUAGCAUUAUAAUAUAUUACAGGGUAAAUGGGCAUGAAGACUAUAUAUAGCAAAAGAGAUAUUGUUUAUAUAUUGUUUUAAUUAAUAUAAAAUGUAGUUACUGGUAUAGCUUUUCUUGUUGAAUUGAUAAGGCACUUUCAUUUUGCACCUUUUUCUUUAAAUUAAAUGCUAGCGUGUUCAUUGUCGUGUUGCAUGUGCACCAGAAAUUCAAGUUUAACGGAGAGGUUUGGAUGGUACUGGUACAAUGGGAGGUAUUUAUGCUGCUGUUACUAUUACAAUGUUACUAUUAGAGAGAGGCUGGUCAUAUCCUGAAAUGAUUACAGAUUUGUAGUUUGAAAACAAUGACAUUUUAAAGUCAGAAUUUGUUUCUAUGCUGGUUUUAAAAAGCUGCUCUUAUUUUUACACAGAAUGCAAAUUUUUCAAACCUGGAUGUAUAAAAUUGAACGUCUAAAUCCAUAUUUGGACACCCAAAUAAACAGCCUAAUUUUCAAAGGCACUGAGUACCCAAAGGCAAAGAUUUUGCUCAGUGUUCACAAAUCAAUCACAGCUGCAAGCGCAUAGCUCUCUUGAAAAUCAGGCUGUUAAAUAAGGUGUAUAAAUAGGGAUAUAGAUGCCUGACUCUAUGAACCUAGGUUUGAAGAUAUUGAACCAAGGUUAUACAGUAAAAGUAUAAUGUAACACAUACAUAUGUAUAAAAUAAUGCGUGUGCAUGUUACACAGCUACAUGCUUUUAUGGAAAACAAUGCACUCCAUAUGGUAAACAAUGCACUUAAAGCAAAAACCUCAGUCUGUUGAAGUCUGUAGGAGUUUUGCUGUUGACUUCAGUAAGAUCAGGUAAUGGCCCUAUUUUCCAAAAAUCAGUUCUGCCCAACACAGAUUAAUCCUUUGCUUUAGAGCAGAUUUGUAUGGCUCCAAAAAUAAUUAGAUGUAUUUGGAAACACUCACUUUAAGACUUACAAAAUGAGUAAGUACACACUGAUGAAUUAAAGGCACACUCCAUGUGUUAAAACCUGCCAUGUAUUUAAGAUUGUAUAUGAAAUCUGGAAACUAGGAGUGGGGUAGAACAGUGUUUCCCAAUCUUUUCCAGCCCAAGGCACACUUGCAUUAAUAACAUUUUUUCCACGGCACACCUGUUAAGGCAUUCCUCAUACCUAUUGUAGCUCAUUGCCAUGGAAAAAUUCCGUGGCAUGCCUGUUCAUUUCUGACGGCACACUUUUGUGCUGUGAUACACUGGUUGGGAAACACUGGGCUAGAGAAUGUGCAGGAACCAAAUUUUGCAGUCUUUACUUUUGCAAACUACUGUGUCCUCUAGUGUUCCUGAGUAAGGAGAGCAGAAUUUGACUGAAAGGGGUGGGGAAAGUCAGGGACAUAGUCUCCACUUCUGCUGCAAAGGCAAGAGGUAUGCUGUAUUCAGGCUUCAUCCACUUAAAUCAUGUUACGUUGGACUGCUUAGCACUAAGUGGCAGCACUAUGAUUGUUACCUGUGUAGAUUAACUACAGAAAUCAGAGUUUCUGCCCUCUCUAACAUGCUAAUGCAAGGACAGCAGAAAAUUUAGAUAUUAAAUUGAUCCCUAUCUGUUCUGGUGGCCAGAGAAUGAGUUCAGUACUGCGGGGGCCAGAGAGCACAAGGAAAUAUGUAACAUAGCUAUGCAGGUUUCAGUGGAAGGAUGGACCAGCUUUGGAAACAGAAGUUUUCUUGAAGGAGGGAGAUGCUCCCUAGAUUGGGUAUGAAGAAAACCCUCCUCAACCUUAGUUGGAAGAGUACGUUUAAAAUGUCAGUCUUACCCUCCUGGCUCAGCACUGAAGCAGAAUGCCGAUCCAGUGAUUCUUCUUUAGCCAGCUCAGACCCCAUCAGGCAGAAGAAAGCCUAUCUUUGCCAUGGUCUUGUCCUACGAUACAGUUGGGUUCAGUGGAAUCUGAGCUACUUCUGAUGUGACAGUCUUAAGCAGCUGUAGCUUACCUGAAAGGGCAUUUAACAGUUACAGAAAAAUAGGAACUACCUCCUUUAAACUGGAAGCAACUGGGGACCUGAGCUAGGAUGAGAGCAAUGUAAAGCACUGUCCCUAAAAAACAAGGUAGUUACUGAGCAUGUAUGUAUUGUUCAAUGAUGUUGCCUACAGGUCAUAACUGCAUUGGGCCAAAUCAUGCCAGACACUGUGUAAGAGUUUAAAUUAAGUCCAUACCUCAGAUUUCUUGAGGUAGCUACACACUCGAAAUACAUUUGUUUUCCAGGGUUGGUGUGUGUAAGAUUAUGUAGUAGUCAUUUUGUGGUUCUCAUACUAAGGCAGUCCCUGUUUCUUCAGUUAUGAUCAUUUCUUUGUUUAUUUUUGUUUUUUGGGUUGUUUGUUUUUUUGGUUGGGGGUGGGAUUUUGAGAAAGGAGAUAGAGAAAUUUAAGGAGAACGUAUGGUAUAUGAUUAAUCCUUGGUAUGUAAUCUCCCAAGUAAAACCUACGUAACCCUCGCCUUUAACAUAGAAGUGGCAGCCAUGGUAUAUUUACUUUGUUAAACAGUAACUGAGAAUUAAUUCAACACCUUAUCUUAAAGGGACACUAACAACUUAAAUGUUUUUUAAAAUCCUUUUUUUUUUUUUUUUUAGAAAAAAUUUUUUAAAAAUAUAUAUUUCCAGAUUUUUAAUUAAAAUAUGUGAGAAUAAAUGAAGGGUUUUUUCUUUUGUUUUUGGUUUGGGUUUUGUUCUCAUUGAUUUUUAGAAUGGCCUUUAGGCAACAGGAAAAACAGGAGAAAAAAAGGAAAACACUGAAUUUUUCUGUGCACAAAAUGCUGUCACAUGCAAAAAAGUAAACAAACUGAUAAUAUUUUUUGCUGUCUUACUUCAUUUGCAGUCCUGGUAGUUGUUAUAAGUCCCUAUUAGAAAACAGAAGAAAAUAUGUUUGUGAUUUUCAAGUUAAUGGUGUAUCUUUCUUUUUAACAGAUGGAGCUAAAUUCCCCCUAUAGGUACUGUAGUGAUUGAGGUGCAACUAGGUGGAGAUGGAGCAAGCACUUUGGUAUAUAACUGUUGUAAGAGGGGAAUGAGAGCCAUGGAUUAUUUAUAGGCAAGAUUGUUUCCUUUUGUGUCAAUAGCCUAUGAUCCAAGGUUACGUUUCUGUAGCGCUGCCAGAGUAGUUUGGAAGCUCUCUGAGGGAUGGUGCCUCAGGUGGUUCAUUCUACAUAGCGUUUUGUUAGUUGAGGGAGAUAGGAUGGUAUCUUCAGCUCUUUCAUGGCAACGUGGAUGUUUAGGAAAGGAAUUGUCCCUGCACAUGCCUGGAUACAGGAGCUGUGGUUGUGAGUGGCUUUAUCAAAGAGUAUGGAGGAGGCCAUGUACACCCUUCAUUCCGUCCUGCAUGCCCCACAUGGGCCACUCACAAGACUGUGAUCUCAGAGACUGUGGUCUCAGUCUCACCAUCUUAUCAGCUUGCUUUUUCAGGAAUCAUUGUUUGCUUUAUUGGAGUAACUGGCAUGAUAUGGCAGCUCUGUUCUAAUCUAGGAGUUUGUUUUUAUGAUUAAAACCAAGCUUUCUACUAACAAAAGUUUUCUACUAACAAAAGUUUUCUGAAUGUGACCAGCCUCAGGUGCUAGCCUAUUAAAGAUCAACUAAACUUAAUUUCAGUGUCAACUAAUGGAUAGUGGUGUCAGACUGGACCUUCUCUAGAGAGAGAGACAGAUUCUGAUUUUUGACAGCAAGUAGGGGGUACCCAUAUUAAGUAUUUUGGAACUGAUUUUUAAUCAUGUCCUCCUCCUCACCUGAUCUCUAGAUGCAAAGCAAAGAUGAUUGGCAUUUAGGUUUUAGUAUUUGCACCCACAAAUCAAUAGGAAUAUAAAAUAUAUGAGUAAUUAUACUUGUGCCCAUAAAAUUGAAAUUAAGAAGCCUCGCUGAAUGUCAAAUCCUUCGUAUCUAAAAUUAAUUGUGGCACAAUGUUUAAGGGUGUAAGCUUCUUGGAGGCUCUUUUUUCUUCAUUGGAGCUAUUGAGUGUUCGGCAUCUUGCAAAAUCAGGCCAUUUAGCAUCUUCUCCAACCUAAGUGUGUGUUCCUAAUCACAAUAAGUAGUCACUUGGAGAUGCAUCAAAUAAAAACAAGUAUAGCAAGGUGGUAGGUAUUAAAAGUAUUGUUGCCAAGAGACUUUUAACGAGAUGUGGAAUGAUUCUAGGUGCAGCUAGUCACAAUUAAGUCUAGAUGACAUAUACCCUGUUAAGACUAGGACCCAAGAUCAGAAGUUCAACGAAUGAUUCAGUGGCAGAACACACUUGGGCUCUGUCAAGUGAAUGACAGAUGUAUUAAACUUCCAUAGUCUGCUCCAUUUAGAAAAAAAAAUUGAAACUACAGAAGAUUCGGGAAUAAUUAUUCCUUUUAAAUUAGCUGUUCAUAAUAAAAUGGUUGUUUUGGGCUUUUGGCAUUUGAACAUUCUUUAGCUGUUUUAUAGAAGAGGUACUACAGAACAGUGUCAUUUUGAUUACCAUAAUGAACAUUCAUAUACCUGACACCGUUCCCCUUUUUAAUAACAAUGGGAUUAGAUGAUGGAGAAAACUGUCUUUUAAGUUUGGUUGUUCUUUAUAAAAGCUUAUAUAUCAUAGUAUGGAUACCAAGGCCUGAGAGUGUUUGUGAGUGUGUGUGCAUGGAUGUAUGGGUGUGAAUGGCUGCUUCUAGGCUGUUUAGUGUCAAUGGAAUAAAGAAAAUGUAUUCAAAAUACUUAAGUCAAAAAUAGAAGGUGGAAAAAAGAUUUAUUCUAUACAAAGCCUUGUCUGGACCACUUUAGAGAGACUUCUAUUUUUUUAACCCUUCUAUAAAUAUUUGAUGGCACUUGAAAUAUUCCUGCAAUAAAAUGUGAUUUGUGUAAACAUAAAAAAAAAGAUUUUGUAAUGUGAAACAAUGAAAGAAAGUAAUGUAAUUUUUCUAAAAAACAAAAACAAAAAACAAAUGAACGAACUUUGUAUUAUUUUCUUGAUGGAAUUUGUCUAUUUGUCUUUGGAAGACUUUUUAUUUCAUUGAAUGUGCCAUAGUAGAAAUGUGGUUUUUGGUUUUUUGUUGUUUUUUUUCUUUUCUUUUUUUUUUUUUAUGUUUUAGAUUAAAGGAAAAGCUGUUUGUGUUACGACAUUCCAAAAUGCAAGAUGACAUAGAAUAAUGAUUAAAAGGGUUGAUUAGUAAGCUUCAAUCAUUGUUGCUUUUUUGCACAUGUUCUUCAUUCCUCUAUAGUGCAAUAUGUACAUAGAGCACUUGCGGGUGUAACCUUGAUCCCUCAGGGAAAAUACAUAUUUGUACAGGACUUUUCUUUUGCCUUUUUUUCUUUUUUUUUUCUCGUUUUUCUUUUCUUUGUUUUUCUUUUCUUUUUUUUUUUGCUAAGGAAUGUCGAUUUAAAUCACUUGUCUGUUGUUGAGGGGCAGCCAGAUAAUAAUCCUAAGCCACUGUCACAAAAUAUUGGUUGUUUAAUCAUUUUGUGCCCUUGCAUUAUUUAAAAAAGAAAAAUAAAUGUUAUUUUCCAACAGUUCUUUGUGCUGAUUGGUGAAGAAAAGGGUAAAUAGAUAAGCACCUUAUGAUUGACUUAACUGUGAAUGACAAUCCAUCUUGUUAUCAACAAUAGAAGCCCUAUCAUUUUGGAGUUGGGGUUAAGAGUCAGAAACGAAUGUGCUCAGGGAUCUUCUAAAACUCUUCAACAGGGUGGCCAGUACUACUGGGACAAAUUGCUUUUGGAAAAAAUAUAAUAUCCCUCCAAGGCACAAGUGAACUGUGUAGAAGUUUUCUAAACACUCCAUGUGUGCCUCAUACAAUUAUUUGAAUUUCAGCCCAUGUGCUCAGUUUUAUUUUACUCAAAAUUUAAAAAAAAAGUAGAACUCCAAAAAUAAUGCAAACUUCUACAAACAUGCAUAGAAAACCAUUCGUUUUGCAUCCACAACCAGAUCAUUAUUCAAAUUACGUUUCAGUACCCAGUUUACCAUUUUUAAUCGUAAGAGUAUUAGCUUAAAAAUUGAACUUCAGUGUUUUGCAACUCAGUAUUUAAUUUGUUCUUGUAUUUAAAUUGUCUUCAGUAUCUAAAUUGUUGUUUAAGAGAGAAAAAUCAGGUCAUCUUAUGCAGUAUAAUAUGAGUGGAAAUACUACAAUUAUUCAAUUGUGAGUCACAUAGUAAUGAAAACAGUUAAAACCAGGAGAAUACAAGGACAACAGUUUCAUAUACCUGCCAUUUGAUGUAUUUACUUCAUGGUAAAACAAGCUUUUUAAAAGAAGCACUGUAGCUACCACUUUCUAUUUUUUUUACCUCUGACAACACUUUCAAUAGUUGUAGGAAACAGCAGUGUAAGAUAAGUGCCAAACUUCUUUAGGUUACCUUUAAACCUUCUUAAAUAGUCAAAGUAAGAUUCUAGAAGUUUAGUCCAGUUGUUCCUGCUCUGGCUUUAUUCUUUUGUACCUUGCAAAAAUAAGUAGAUUAUUUAGGUAAGCAAUUAAAAAUAAAAUGGGGAAGGUUUUGGUAUCUCUCUAGUCAGGUCAGAAGGAGGGUGUUAUUUCUCACUCAUUCUUUUGUUAUUUUACUAGUACUUGUAAAAAGUGUUAUGUUACCAGAGUUGUUUUCCCUUACCCUUUUCAGUGUAACAUUUCCAAAUACUACAUUUUUAUGUAGAGAAAUGAAUGCAGUGAUACCCACCUUGCAUCUCUGAGCUAACAGUGCAGUUUAGUUUUGAGUAGUCUUUUAAGGCAAAAAAAAAUUGACUAAGUUGAGUUUCUUGAACAGUUUUCAUUUUGUUCCAUAUGUUAGAAAAAAUCCCUAAUACCAAUUCUAAGCAUGUAAAAAGCUAAAUUAAAUUACGUAAUUCUUUUCAUACUUGCAAGUGAUUCACAGAUGCAUUCAAUAUGAACAGUUUACAAGUUAAAAUUUUAUCUAUGUAUUUGGGUGGCCCAAAGUAUUUAUUGGGUUCUAUGACGACUGGCUUAUAUCUUCCCUAGACUAUAGUUAAGGGGGCUUUAUAUUGAUGUACAAACUACAUCAUUAUUAAAUGCUGAUCAAAUAAUUUGCAAUACGUUAUUUGUUCUACAUAUUUUGCCUCUCUCCCAAAAGUAGAAAAUAAAUUGGUCUGUUUAUCAGGUUAGGAAACUAAUAUUUCUUGAACAAUGUCCAGAAAUAAUUGAUAAGCAGUAUGCUUUGAAUACUUAGUAUUUGAGUUGGCUGCUUUCUAUUCCAAAUAUGUAGGUCACAUGGCAUAUUUCUUUUCCCUAAGCUGAAAAAUUUCAGAAUUUAAAUUUUAUUAUUAAAAUUAAUACUUACUACUUUAAAUGUCAGCUUCUGUAAACAUACUUGAAUAUUAAUUUCAAGUUUGUUGUUUGUUUGUACAUUCCUGAGAGGAACAUCCAUUUGGUGGAAUAUUCAGGGGACAAAUAUACAAGAAAGCCAAAUGCAAUAUGAAAAAAAUAUAUAAAACUCAAAUAUUUAUAGCAGAACUCUUGCAGUAUUCACUUAGCUCCUGGUACUGUGACUGUAGUAGUGCGCUGAAAUGUUGCCAAAUCACUGUUUUAGAGGGGAAAAUUAUUUAACAGGUUUUAAAGCAACAUACUUGUUAAUAUCUAGUCUGUUCUUGGAAUUUUUUUCAGGUACUAAAAUGAAAUUUGAUGUUAAAGUAAAAGCUGUAUUCUACCUUUUGUUCCAUAUGUGGACUUUUCAGACUUUUUCUUUGUUUUGGCUUUUGCAUUGUCUGUUUCAUUGGUAGAAUAUAGCAAUAAUGCUUUAGAGCAAUAAGCUGACUAUCCAAAUACAAAAUAAAACAUAAUACAGGUUUUGGUACUCAUACUUUACAUUCAGGUUUUGCUACCACAGUUUUUACUUGUAGGUAUUUCUGUCAUCUCAUUACUGCUUGGUGCUGAACAUCACAAGAAAAUUGUUUGGCACUGCAAAAUGUACAUCAUACCACACCUUGUUUUUUAUACAGCCCAUACAUGCUUUCAGUAUUCAUCUGUGCUUUUUAUGCUUGUUUUCCCCUAAGUUUUCCUGGAGGUCUUACAGUAAAUGCAUAAACUUUAUACAAACUUGCAAUCUGUAAUGCGCUCAGACCUAAAUGCAGAGAAUUCAUAAGCAAUACAGUGAAUUUUAUUUCACAAAAAAGGAUGUGUACUGUAUAUACCUUUAUAAAGUAAAAAAAAUCCUCAUUUUCUAUGUUGAUUUUAAAACAGUUUAUAGAGCAGUGGUAAAUAUUUUGACUAUUAGGACAUUAACUGGCUGCUUCUUUAUAUGUAACUGUAUUGUCUGCCUGCUCCUUUUCUGGAGAUGUGUUUUGUAUUGGAUAUUUGGGCCAAUGGGAGGCUUCAAGCUACAACGUAUUUUCCCAGUUUAAAUAUAUUUAACAUAUGACAAACCCCAGACAAGGCUUUUUAAAAUGUAUAAAGAACUGCAGUGUUAGGUGAUUUAUUUGCAAACCGUUUUCAAUGUUGUCCAUUUUUAUGGCACCUUUAACAAUAUUCUUGUUUCCAAAGUACAAAAAGGUUAAAAAUACUCUAGCCAUAACUGAAUGUCAAGCAAUAAAAACAAAUGACUUUUUGUGCAUAGAUUUAAAAAAAACAAACAAGUUU